GCCCCCCAUUCCCAUUCCACUUCCAUUUCCAUUUCCAUUUCCAUUUCGUCCCGUCCCCAUUCAUUCAUUCGUUACCAGAGAGACGAGACGACGACUACGGGGAGCGAGGGGCAGAGUUCGGAUCUCUAUUCCGGAGAUUUUUGUCUAGUUGGUGGUGAAGGAGGAUGUUGAGGGCUGUGGCGAGGUGCUGCGGGCACUGGCCGCCGGGCGCGGCGGCGGCGGACGGCAUGCUCUGGCAGACGGAGCUGCGGCCGCACGCGGCGGGGGAGUUCUCCAUGGCCGCCGCGCAGGCCAACCUCGUCAUGGAGGACCAGGCGCAGGUGCUCGCCUCCCCCUCCGCCACGCUCGUCGGCGUCUACGACGGCCACGGCGGCCCCGACGCCUCCCGCUUCCUCCGCUCCGCCCUCUUCCCCCACGUCCAACGCUUCGCCAGGGAGCAGGGGGGCGUGACCGCGGAGGCGAUCCGGAGGGCGUUCGGCGCGGCGGAGGAGGACUUCCUGCACGAGGUCCGCCAGGCCUGGCCCAAGCGCCCGCGGAUGGCCGGCGUCGGGUCCCGCGGCCCGCUCCGG
Molecule: messenger RNA, 569 nt
Organism: Triticum urartu
Lineage: Eukaryota; Viridiplantae; Streptophyta; Magnoliopsida; Poales; Poaceae
Source: RefSeq, a predicted model, not a curated record